Messenger RNA from Symbiodinium sp. CCMP2456, 2007 nucleotides. Lineage: Eukaryota; Dinophyceae; Suessiales; Symbiodiniaceae. The record is from the annotation of a GenBank genome assembly.
GUAAGGUUGGACGCAGCCUUUGCAGUUGUUCAGCGUGAUGCUCUAGAGUCUGGUCUUGGGCCAAUCUUUUGUUGGGCUGACUCAUCGCCCCAGCUCGGAGCCGAUUGGCUGCUUUCGAUUUAUGAUUUCAUUUUUGCAGACCAAGUUGUAGGAGCUUGGGAGGCUGCGAACCAGUUGUCGACGUCAGUGAACAGAUUCAAGCUGCUCUUUGACGCCGAAGAUGGAGCAUCGCUGGAGUCGAUGGAAACCCUGCAAAGUCUUGUGAGGGAGCGUGUUGCCGCUAGCAAACUCUUAGCCCAGCAGCUGCGCAGGCAUCGCCAGAUGCCGAUGGCCUUGGGUUCUUCAGCAGCGACAUUGGAACACAAAACUAAGGCUUUGGCUCUGAAAUUUGCACACGAAGCACAUAGUUUGACCAGUUUGGAACAGAUCGCAGGUCGUGUGUAUUCUUUGACAGUAGAUAUGGGGACAGAGGCUUGCAUCUCAGAGGCUGCGGGCAGCAUUUGCGAAUACUUGCCCACGUGGGUGCAAGUGGAUCGUUUGCUCCCUGAUGCUGGGCUGGAUCCUGGAGUUUUGCACGACAUGCCGACACAUGCAUUCACGAAUGCUUUUUUGUGCUCUGGUCUUGAUCACAUUUCAAACAACUUGCAGAGUGACAUGGAUGCGCGUUUGCAAAAUUGGAACACAUGGCUGCGAGGAUUCAAGGCCCUUGCCCACCUGCUGUCUCACAGGUAUUUGUUGAAACGCCUGGUUGCGAGAUGCGUCUCUGGGGGCCCGUAUGCAGCAUUGGCGCGAUGUUUCGAGACAGCCGUGCCAAGCAUUGCGAAAUGGAGGUGGGGAACAAUCGUGAAGGCAUUGCCGCCUAUACUCGCCCUGUUCAGGCCGUUACGAAUCGUGUGGGAUGCGUCGAAAUAUCUUGGAAGGGCUGUUGGGCAGGCCCAGGCCCAAGAGGAAGGACCCGGAGCAGAAGAUCGGCAGGCUGAAGACGAGUUGGACGCAGACGUUGUGACGGAGACAUUGAAGAGUCCAUUUUGGCUGCCGUACGCCCACAUGCUUCUUCAACUCCACAAAGAGUGGCUUUUGUCCUCUGAGGAUGACAACUCGGAUGGUUCCGGAAGAAGCGAGCAUGCCAAGGCGGUCGUUGCUUUGUUGUCCGAGUUGGAUUUGCCGACUGAUUCCGAUGGGCCGAAAUGUGUGUGCCCACUUGCUGGCAAGCGUGCGCACGAGUUGGCAACGGGAGUGCUCAAGGAACGACUUCGCAAUUUUUGCGAUAAGGUGCGCCCCGAGGUCAUCAUGCAGGCAGCUCCACUUGAUGCUGCAGACAAGGAUAGAUUGAUGCAGGAUUUUGAGCACGGUGUAAGCCAUAUCGACAUGACAGUUGAGCUGAAACUGGGACAGUGGGACGAUUUUCCUUGGAAGCUGUGUUCCCUGGCUGUGCCAUGUGCAGAUCAGAGGCGACAAGCAGCCUCAACCAUUCUGGAAGCUUUCCGAAAGCUUCCGCAAGAACAGCAUUACCAUCAUCGAAUUACUUGGCGGUUCCUGUCACCAGGCAGUGUCCUUGAACAGCAACUGCGGCGUUUGGCUGAUGAAGCUACUGUUUCGCUGAGUGAACUACCGCAGCUUCAGUACGAAAUUGCUUGUUUGAGGUUCAUACCUGUGGUUGAACGUGUCGUGGAAGCUGAGCACAGCCUGGUUCACCGCCAUGGUGGACACCGGAAGGUUACUGGUGCUUAUAUCUCAUGCGCAGAACGCUUGCACGAAAUCGAUAAGUGCAUGCAGGAUGAACAGAAGAAGCAACAAUUGCUGGCUGCUUUUGAAAAAACCCGCAAAGUGCGACGACUUGCGAAGCUCUUCCGGUUCUCAAAGCACCCGCAAUGGCUCGAGAUGGUGUCCAAGCCCAAGACACAGCAGCGGGGUUUGGAUAAAAUGGCCAACGCCAUCAUGUACGGGAAUGACACCACCAUGUUGUAUUUGGACCUCUCCGUGCCGCAACGAAAGAAUCGCGCCUAA